This is a messenger RNA of Gallus gallus (chicken), 3490 nucleotides long. RefSeq names its product RNA binding fox-1 homolog 3 (gene RBFOX3). The record is from RefSeq and is a predicted model, not a curated record. The transcript is spliced from 15 exons. The coding region runs from base 985 to 2097 and encodes 370 amino acids. Lineage: Eukaryota; Metazoa; Chordata; Aves; Galliformes; Phasianidae. Gene Ontology annotation, molecular function: mRNA binding. Gene Ontology annotation, cellular component: cytoplasm; nucleus. Gene Ontology annotation, biological process: regulation of alternative mRNA splicing, via spliceosome; nervous system development.
GCAGUAGGAAGUUUCUCCCCUGCGCGAUGCGGCCGUGCUCUCCGGGCAGUCCGAUUUCCCCGGCUCAGGUGCGUCUCUUAAUGAAAUCCGGCUAUUCCUAAGGGUGUCUCUCCGAGUUAGCGUCUGCAGCGUUUUAUUUGCCUGCAAAAGAAUCCUGGCACAACUUCUCAUUAAGUUUACGCUAUAGGUUCUUAAUGGAUAUCUUAAUUAGGGACCGUUGUGAGCGGGAAUAUUGGGCUAAUUAACAUCACACCCUCCAGGUGAAGCUGAAUUGUAAUGAAAAGUCAGGCGAGGUGGCACUGGGAUUGAUGGGGCGGAGGAGGAGUGGGGCUGUGGGCUCUGCGGGCAGCGUUGCUGUGGGGAAGGGGUGCGCAGGGCGUGCGGCUUUCCCCGUGCUGAGGUGCUGUGCUCGGGGCUGUCUGUGUGCAGAGGGAACGAGGGCCUUCUGGAGUCACCUGGUUCGUUGGUGCUGCGUGGGUAAAUACCCAGCGCCGUCGUUCAGCCCUCUGUAUGUCAGUGAUGCUGUGUCGGUGUGUGCGCCUGCAGCAGUGUGCGGUGCUGCGUCCGAACGCUUCAACGCGGAUGCUCCAGGCUGAGCAGCCGCUGCUGUGAGACCCCGACAGCUCUUCCAGACCGCACGCAGGGGCAGACAUCAGCGUGAGCUCCAGCUGCACCCACAGCACCUCUCCGCCCCCAGAGAGCCCAGCGUGAGCACCGCAGGAGGAACUUGGCUGCAUAAAGACCGUUCAUUCAGUGCCAGUGUCUAAUGGCACCGAAGUAAAUAGCCGAGCAUUGUUCCGGCAGUGUCAGAGCAGAGCGGGGCCAGCCUUCCUCUGAUGAAUUCCUCCUAAAUAGCGCCCGAGGGGGACGGGAGGGGACGGAAGAGGAGGGGGAGUGCCAGAGGGGAGAGCCAGGAAGACAGAGGAUAAGCAGUGUGUAGAAGAGGACGAAACUGCGAGCAGCUUCACGGCUACCUGUCAACACAUGCUGUGCUCCAUGGCUAACUCGGGCUGCCUCCUUGUCUCCAACUCAGGCAUGCUUCCUCACUCUCUCCCCUGUCCUCCAGCCUUCCUCUACCUCCAACAGAGUAACCAGGACGCCACGGCUCCGCCUGACGCGAUGGCACAGCCCUACCCCCCGGCACAGUACCCCCCGCCCCCCCAGAACGGCAUCCCCGCAGAGUACGCGCCGCCGCACCCCCACCCCACGCAGGACUACUCGGGGCAAAGCACAGUACCGGAGCACGCCAUGACCCUCUACACACCAGCACAGAGCCACGCCGAGCAGCCCGGCUCCGACGCCAGCACACAGUCCAUAGCAGGGACGCAGACAGUACCGCAGACAGACGAGGCGGCACAGACAGACAGCCAGCAGCUACAUUCCUCAGACAACACAGACAAGCAGCAGCCCAAGAGGUUACACGUCUCCAACAUCCCCUUCCGAUUCCGGGACCCCGACCUGCGGCAAAUGUUCGGGCAAUUCGGGAAGAUCCUGGAUGUGGAGAUCAUUUUCAAUGAGCGGGGCUCCAAGGGUUUUGGGUUUGUAACUUUUGAAACUAGCACAGAUGCCGACCGGGCACGAGAGAAGCUGAAUGGCACGAUCGUAGAGGGCCGGAAGAUUGAGGUGAACAACGCCACAGCCCGGGUGAUGACGAACAAGAAGACUGCAAACCCCUACACUAACGGCUGGAAGCUGAACCCAGUGGUGGGAGCUGUCUACGGCCCCGAGUUCUACGCAGUAACGGGGUUCCCAUACCCUGCCACGGGGACGGCUGUGGCCUACCGAGGGGCACACCUACGGGGCCGAGGACGUGCCGUCUACAACACGUUCCGGGCUGCGCCCCCACCGCCGCCCAUCCCCACCUACGGCGCGGUCGUCUACCAGGACGGGUUCUAUGGAGCAGAAAUCUACGGGGGCUAUGCCGCCUACAGAUACGCGCAGCCUGCGGCCGCAGCAGCAGCAUACAGCGACAGUUACGGCCGAGUGUACGCAGCCGCAGACCCCUACCACCACACCAUCGGCCCCGCCGCCACGUACAGCAUCGGCACCAUGGCUAGUCUAUACCGAGGAGGGUACAGCCGCUUCACUCCCUACUAGCAAGACAGACCCAGCCCCUCACAGCACUAACACUGACCGCUCACUAGAAACCAAACCAGGCAGACUAAGCAGAGGCAGAGCCUCCCGGAGGAACCGAGCCCUGCCUGCGGGCUCUGCCCCGCGAUAGGUUCACCUCGAGCCACUCCGCCGCAGCCUCCAUCCCGCCCAGCCCGGGCAGAGCGCUGCUGGGGGGCGGCUGGGAGUGGGGCUGUGGGUGCCGCCCUGCUCGGGGCGAGGGCUUGGCCCCAUAGGUGAGGCAGGGGUGGGGGUGUGGGGCUGCGUUGGGUGCUGUGGGGCCGGGCUGGCGGCUCCCACGAAAGCUCUGCCUUUCUGUUUCUGUUGUAGUGAACACGCAGCCGUUUUCCUUCUGGGACCAGGAAGGGCAAAACAAAACACACACACACACACACACAUACACACAUACACGGUUAAAAAAAAAUUAUACAAAAAAAAAAAGGAAAAAAAAAGCGGAAAAGCAAAGCAACCAACCAACAAAGCAAAGAGGCAACAGCCGAGCGAGCGUCCCAUCUGUCCACACGCACGCACCGAGCGAGUCCCGGAGGAGACUGCGGAGCGCACGGAGCGCUGAGACGCGCCCAGAGCCGCCAACCCGCUGCCCCCGGCCCGGCCCGGGCUCCACGUCUUCCUUCGCGCCCGGCGCGGUGCCGGCGCGCGGUUCCGCCCGGCUGGGCUCAGCUGCCGGCCUGCAGCGCGCCGCGGCUCCGGGCUGAGCGCCGCCACGUCGGGGCGCGAGGCUGAGCCCUGCGCGGGUGUGCCGGGCGCUGCAGGGGACGCGCCUCUGCGUUUUAAAGGGAAUUUUUGCUAAGAGGAGCUUGCGACUCGCUUGCGUUGCCCUCCCGCCCGUCCCUAUCGCACCCAGGGCUCCCGCCUGCCGCGCGCCGCGGGGCUCCCUGCGCUGAGCUGGGAUGGGGACCUACGGGACGGCACGGCCACCCCCCGCCCGCCGCAGGGACCCCGGGGGACGCGCGGCCCCCCCCCGCCCCCCAUCCCCCACCCCCCGGUGCAGCCCCGUCCCGCGUCGGGGUGACCUCGGCUCAGCCGCCCCCGCCCCGCGUGGCUCCGCCACUCGUCAAACCUCACUUUAUAGUCUGCAGACGCCCCGACGCUCCAGCAACGAGCUCCCCCUUUUCUAUUCCCCGUGUACAUAGCCCCGCCCGGCCGCCCCUGUACAAACCCCCAUCGCUGUACUGGCUUCUUCCUUACAGCAACGCCCCGCGCCGGCCCCGGCUGCAGGCUGGCGCCGGCCCGUCCUGUAUGCUUCAAAGGUGUGACCAUUCUAAUAAACAGUAUUAUUAUUAUUAUUAUUAUUACUACAAGGAUUAUUAUUAUUAUUAUUAUGGAAAUUAUUAAUAAAGAUUUCUUUCUUCAACCA